This is a messenger RNA of Condylostylus longicornis, 1820 nucleotides long. It is a transcript of the gene shd, whose product is annotated as ecdysone 20-monooxygenase. The record is from RefSeq and is a predicted model, not a curated record. The transcript is spliced from 8 exons. NCBI's taxonomy places the organism in Eukaryota, Metazoa, Arthropoda, Insecta, Diptera, Dolichopodidae. Gene Ontology annotation, molecular function: oxidoreductase activity, acting on paired donors, with incorporation or reduction of molecular oxygen; heme binding; iron ion binding. The coding region runs from base 202 to 1737 and encodes 511 amino acids.
UUUAAUUAAGAUUUUGGAAAAUUUUAAUUAAAUUUAAAAAAUUAAAUAAAUUAUAACUAGAGUGGUCAAAAUUAAAAUAAUAAGAUUAUUUUAGUGACGGUCAUCUAUAGCGCUAAAGAGAUUGUAAUCAAAGUAAAUAGAUUCGAUUACAUAAUUGUAAUUGUAAUAUUUUUGAAGUGCUAUCUUUGAACUGAGUUUAAAAUGUCCAUUAUACUAUGCGUCCUACUAGUAUUUUUAUUUGUAGUUUAUUGUAAAUGGAUACUACAAGUAUAUAUGCUAAAAUUUUUAAAGCAAAAACGUGAACGUAAGAAAAGUAUAUGGGAUAUACCAGGACCAAUGAUACUACCAUUUUUUGGAACAAAAUGGAUAUUCUUAUGGAAAUACAAAAUAUCAAAAUUACAUGAAGCUUAUUUUGAUUUUAAUAAGCAGUAUGGACAAAUUGCCUUAGAAGUAACACCUUUCGGUACGCCAGUCAUCCAUAUAUUUGAUAAAGAUGAUAUUGAAAAAGUUUUACGUUAUCCCAGUAAAUAUCCAUUUAGACCACCAACUGAAAUUGUAAUGUAUUACAGACAAUCACGACCGGAUCGAUAUUGCAGUAUUGGAAUUGUAAAUGAACAGGGUGAAAAAUGGCAUAAUUUAAGAAAUAAACUAACACCUCAUAUUACUUCUCCGAAAAUAAUUCAAACGUUUUUGCCAGUUUUAAAUUCAAUAUCUGAUGAUUUUAUACAACUAUUGAAAACGGAAAGAGAUCACAAGACGUUUCUUUUAAAAGAUUUCAAUGACAUUGCUAAUUUAAUGGGCCUUGAAGCAAUAUGUGCAUUUGUUUUGGGUAGAAGAAUGGGUUUCCUAACAAAUUUAGAAAAUCAACCGAAAGAAAUUAAUGAUUUAGCAAUGGCGGUUAAACAAUUAUUUGUUUCACAAAGGGAUUCAUAUUUUGGAAUGGGUUUAUGGAAAUAUUUUCCAACUAAAACAUAUCAAAACUUCGAAUUCAGUGAGGAUACAAUUUAUUCAGUUAUUUCAAAUUUAGUUAAUAAGUCAUUAGAUGAUGAGCAACUUGAAUGUGAUAGUGAAGAUAUCAAAAGCGUUUAUAUUAAUAUUUUAAGAACAGAAGAUUUAGAUAUUAAAGAGAAAAAAUCAGCAAUUAUUGAUUUUAUAGCAGCUGGUAUUGAAACGAUGGCAAAUACAUUAAUUUUUAUGCUGUAUCAUAUUACGAAUCAUUCGGAUGCUUGUGAACGUAUUAUAAAGGAAAUAAAGCAGUUCAAAUCAAGUUCAGUAUUGGAAAUUGAUUUAAAUAAAGCAACAUAUACCAAAGCAUGUUUAAAAGAAGUUUAUCGUAUACAACCGACAGCAUUUUGUCUUGCAAGAGUUUUAGAAGAAAAUAUGUUUUUAUCUGGUUAUUACAUACCAUCUGGUUCUGUGAUUUUAUGUCAAAAUAUGAUUGCAUGUCAUAAUGAUGUAUAUUUCUCUGAUGCAAAAAAAUUCAUACCAGAUAGAUGGUUAGAUGAAACUAAAUCAGAAUAUCAAAUGAUGAAUUCAACGAUUAUAGCACCUUUUGGUGCUGGUAAACGUAUGUGCCCUGGCAAAAGAUUUGUUGAAAUGGAAAUUUUAAUUCUUGUUGCAAAAUUACUCAUAAAUUUUGAUAUUCAUUUUGAAAAUGAAUUGGAAACUGAAUUUGAAUUUUUAUUGGUACCAAAAACACCAAUUGAUUUAAUAUUAAAGGAUCGUGAGCUAAAUUGAAAUAUAGAAUAAUUCAAAUUUGUUUUUUUUUUAUUAAAAUAAAUAUAUUAAUUAUUAUUAUUUUUAUAAAUGUGUAUGUAUGU